UUACUUUACACAUGCAAGAACACUAGCCAAUACAGGUACUAUACACCUGGAAGAAGACAAAGCCAAUAAAGUUACUAUAAACAAGGGAGACAAUGGUAAUACAGUUACUAUACACAUGGAAGAAGACAAAGCCAAUACGGUUACUGUAAACAAGGGAGACAAUGCCAAUACAAUUACUAUAAACAAGGGAGACAAAGCCAAUACAAGUACUAUAACCAAGGGAGACAAUGCCAACACAAUUACUAUAAACAUGGAGGAUAAAGCUAUCACAGUGAAUUAA
Molecule: messenger RNA, 280 nt
Organism: Sphaeroforma arctica JP610
Lineage: Eukaryota; Ichthyosporea; Ichthyophonida
Exons: 1
Source: RefSeq, a predicted model, not a curated record